AUGCAGUCCGACACAUGCAUCUACCGGCACGAUGCUGUCACAUUGAUGCCGGCGCUCGUAUCUCAAUUGCCGUAUAGUUUGACUUUGCUACGACGAAUUCAACAUGGUAUCGCUUUUCCUUUCGAAACCGCCCAAUUACUGGCGACCUUCCCGCCCGGUUCGACCCCUGACCCUGAGAAACCGUGGCUGGCUGCGCGAGUGGAUCUCUUUCGUGGCCGCGAGACCCAGAUGCUCAUUUACUCCAGCCUCGAAGCGGAGCACACGUCAAUUCAGCCGAUCGACGCUGUCAGCGAUAGUGCGACCGCCGCAAAGAUAUUAAAGGUGGAACGCGACUCGCUUCCACAAUCUACUAAUAGUAACAAGGGUCAUGACAAUGCAAAUUCCAAUCCUAUUGUGUUCUCUUUAUCCGCUAGCCAGGAUACGCUAGAUUUGGGCCGCGCGCAAAUCUUGGCUUUGCUGUCAUAUGUCAAAACCCACUUGCUGCCAUCGUACCUGUCAUCUUUGGAAAAGUCAGCUCAAGCCACAUCUACGGCUGGAACUCAGAUCUCCUCGGCCUCUGUUUCCAACACAAUCCCCAUUGUCAAUAAUGGCGUGCCCCUGAUCCCCGCGCCUGAUCCCCGGGCUUUCCUCAUUGGCAGUCUGCACACUGGUCUCUAUAUGCUUCUGCAGCGAUCAGGAACCUACACAUCGUCGGAUCCCAUCUCCAAUAUUCGUGUCCAUCGCUUCGAUGAUCCACCUUACUUCAAGUACUAUUUCCGAAGAUCUGACUUCGGCGCCGAAGAAGAGUCUGGAAGGUCUGCUGAUCAUGGAUCUGCCGAUCUGCCUCUCCCGGUCGGGUAUAGGUUCCGUGAUCGCGAAGGCAGAGAGGGCGUUCAGUCUAGGCAUUUAGAUCUUGUGCAAAGUCGCACCCAUAUCCCGCGGUCCAGGAAUCAGCUUUCUACGAUGCCUGGUGUGGCGGUCUAUCGGGAUUCCGAACCUGCUGACCAGGAUGCUGAAGAACAGCCUAUCGCUUGGGGCUUCUUGGGUAUGGACGGUGCGCUAUCGACAUUACAUGUUGAACCGGAACAUCGGGGCUGUGGACUUGCAGUUCCGUUAUCGAAGGCGAUCAUGUGUCGUGGAUUAGCGCCCGAUGGUGUGUUCGGGGGCAGCAGCUUUGAAUUCGAGGAUAGUCAAACUCAAGAUCGUGUUGGGGCUUGGGCGCACACGGAAGUGUCUGGGGUCAACAGGGCCAGUCGCAGGGUCAUGGAAAAGAUUGGAGGACAGAUUUUGACAACUGUUGCCUGGACUGUUAUUGAGUUGUGUGAUUGA
Molecule: messenger RNA, 1308 nt
Organism: Penicillium brevicompactum
Lineage: Eukaryota; Fungi; Ascomycota; Eurotiomycetes; Eurotiales; Aspergillaceae
Product: Acyl-CoA N-acyltransferase
Exons: 1
Coding region: 1-1308 (435 amino acids)
Source: RefSeq, a predicted model, not a curated record